GGAUUUGUUUUUAUUGAGCGUUCACUUGCAGUCUCUUUCGAUUGCUUUGUUUUCAUCUUCGGUUUUGUGCGUCUCUGUUCCGUGAGCCCCCUGCGUUUCUACCAUGUCCUUCAAAGCACUUGAAAGGUGGAAGGAUAUAACCAUUUCUGUGAUUCAUGACUGGAUACAGCCCGCCUCCAGAAGGAUGUCGGUGCGUUCGGACGGGAAGAAGAAGUGGGCUGCUGUCCGAGGCCGCCUGGGCUCCUCCCAGGACUCGGACACGCAGCCGGAGGCCAACCUGGAGAGCGCGGACCCGGAGCUGUGCAUCCGGCUGCUGCAGGUUCCCACCGUGGUCAACUACUCUGGGCUGAAGCGCCGUCUGGAGGGCAGCGACCAGGUCUGGAUGGUCCAGUUCCUGGAGCUGAGCGGUCUGGACCUGCUCCUGGAGGCCCUGGACCGGCUCUCCGGACGGGGGUGCUCGCGCAUCGCAGACGCCCUCCUGCAGCUCACCUGUGUGUGCUGCGUGCGAGCCGUCAUGAACUCCUCGGCGGGGAUCCACUUCAUCGUGGAGAACGAGGGCUACAUCCGCAAGCUCUCCCAAGCCCUGGACACCUCCAACACCAUGGUGAAGAAGCAGGUGUUUGAGCUGCUAGCGGCCCUCAGUAUGUUCUCUUCAGACGGACACAGGUUGGCCCUGGACGCCCUGGACCACUACAAGGGUGUGAAGACCCAGCAGUAUCGGUUCAGUGUGAUCAUGAACGAGUUGCAGGCCACAGACAACGUCCCUUACAUGGUCACUCUCCUCAGCGUUAUAAACGCCCUCAUCUUUGGCACAGAUGACCUCCGUCAGAGGGAUAAGAUGCGCAAGGAGUUUAUCGGAUUGCAGUUACUCGAUGUCCUUCCCAAACUAAGGUGA
Osmerus eperlanus (European smelt) is the source of this 895-nucleotide messenger RNA. RefSeq names its product inverted formin 2 (gene inf2). Lineage: Eukaryota; Metazoa; Chordata; Actinopteri; Osmeriformes; Osmeridae. The record is from RefSeq and is a predicted model, not a curated record. Gene Ontology annotation, molecular function: small GTPase binding; actin binding. Gene Ontology annotation, biological process: actin cytoskeleton organization. The transcript is spliced from 5 exons. Bases 104 to 895 code for a protein of 263 amino acids.